AUGAAUUGCGUGUCACUGGAGUUGCUCAGUGGAAUUGUUUACUCAUCAAAUGCAACAACUGUCUGGAACGAUCUAAAGGAACGAUUUGACAAAAUUGAUUGUUCAAGGAUCUUCGAGAUUCACAAGGAAAUUACAACUAUCAAUCAAGAGUUUGAUAGCUUAGCACCAACACCGGGUUGUGACUGUGCAAAAUCGAAUGAAUCAAUUGCAUUUAUAGAGCGAUUGAAGCUAGUACAGUUCCUCAUAGGAUUGAACGAUUCAUAUGAACAAGCUCGUAGUAAGAUAUUGAAGAUGAUACCAGUUCCUUCUAUGAACAAGGCUUACUCAAUGCAAAUUGAGCGUGAGAGUAAAAGAGCUAUGACAAAUCAUCCAGAUUUAACUGGGGGAUGUGAUCCAACUGCCUUAAUGACAACUAGAGGUGACUUCAAGCCUAAGAAGAAAGGACGAUUCAACUCUGCUAAUUCUGCCUCAGAAGAAGAUGCUAAACCAUAA
Molecule: messenger RNA, 492 nt
Organism: Nicotiana tabacum (common tobacco)
Lineage: Eukaryota; Viridiplantae; Streptophyta; Magnoliopsida; Solanales; Solanaceae
Source: RefSeq, a predicted model, not a curated record